Molecule: messenger RNA, 474 nt
Organism: Psylliodes chrysocephalus
Lineage: Eukaryota; Metazoa; Arthropoda; Insecta; Coleoptera; Chrysomelidae
Source: the annotation of a GenBank genome assembly
AUGACAAUACCACCAAUGGUGGUGCAACAGGUUACACAAACUGAAGAACUGCAACAAAGUACUACAGUAAAAGAAGAUCAAGGCCAUGUAGAUUUAUUAACAGAAAACGAGAUGGUAAACAAUAAAGAAAACGAAAACAAUAAAGAAAUCGAACUUGCAAAAUUGUCCGAUACAACGCCUCCAUUGUCUUCAAUUGAAAAUAUGCCAAAAACUCCUUCCAUAAAAGUACACAAUGAAGACAAUAUUUUAGAGUUAUUGCCGACACCUUUUAAAAAGGCGCUCUUUUGGCCUGCGCCAAAAAAGAAUGUAGGAAACACAAAGAGAAAAAUUAGAGAAAAAAUUCCAGCAGUAGCAUCUUCAUCACAGUGGCAAGAAUAUGAUAAAAAUAAAGAAGCCGUUAAAAAUAAACAGGAAGAAGAAAAAAACAUUAAGAAAGAAGAACGCAUAAGAAAGAAAAGUGAGAAAAUAAAAUAA